AUGGGAGAAUAUUUACAACUUAAUGUGUGUGAAUUAGGCCGUGAAGCCAAACGAAACUGUACUGAUGUAUGGGCUUUCGUUUUGUACUCCAUCUUCUUUUUUGGCAUGAUAGUCUUUACCGUGUUUGCUUCGCGGACCGGCCGGCCUGAGGCUUUACUACACGGUGUAGAUUACAACGGACACAUUUGUGGAAACUUUCCAUCCCCGAGCCACCUCACUGUUUCCCAGGAUGAAUGGAAAACGAUGCGAUUUUUGUGGUAUCCAUUUAUCUUUAACUCUUCGACAAACACCUUUACAGAUGCAAUUCACACCGGGAUUUGUGUUAAAGAAUGUCCCUUUGUGGGUGAUUAUGUUUGGACGUAUGGAGGCUCCAUUACUACUUUUACUACAUUUAAAGCUAUUUACAGUUCAUCUGUGCAGUUGUGGCGGUGUAUCCCAGAUAUCAAUACACUUGAAUGUGAGAAUAAUACAAAUUGUGACUCCCGUAAACAAAUGGUAAAAAGUCUAAUUUCUGAUAUUCUGCAAUCUAAUAAUUUUUUAUUUGGAUUGCUAAGAAGUUUGAUCGAUCAAUGGUUUAUACACCUCACCAUGUUUAUCUUUAGUAUUAUCAUGUCGUUUCUAUGGGCAUACUCUAUGGAACACAUGGUAGAACCCCUUAUGGUGAUUGUAUCUGUAUUAUUCUCAUUGUUAACUGUAGUAUUUGGUUUUUUUGCAUUAUGUCAGUUUAAUUGGAGCUCAGGUAGUUUUCGUUACGUGUGGCUAUCUUUGAGUAUAUUGUUAUUUACUUUCUCAGUUGUAUACACUACUAUACUAAUUUAUUUGCGCAAGAAGAUUAUUUUGUCGUGCUUGAUUAUUGAGGAGACAAAUAAAGUAGUGAUGGCUAUACCAUCCAUGAUGUUCGUUCCAUUCCUGAACUCCCUUUUCCAAGGCGCAAUGUGGAUAUUUUUUCUAUUUGCUACAGUCAUGCUGUAUUCCCAUGUAAAUAUGACUGACGAGAGAGUUUAUGGGGAUACGGGAAUUUUAAAUGUGACCAUAAUGCAGAACUCUAACCCAUGUUCAUAUGUAGGUCAUUUGAUCAUUUUCUUUCUUUGUCUUUGCUCAUUGGAAAUUAUUCAAGCCACUGGAACUCUUGUUGUUGCUUUAACAGUUAACCAAUGGUACUGGUCAAAACCUGAUGGUGUUAGAACAGUCCCUUUUGAUGCUUUGCUAUGGUCUAUAUACGUAAGUAUAAGAUAUCAUUUAGGGACAGUAAUAUUGGGUUCUCUUCUUAUGACUCCUGUGGCGCUUGGCAGGUUGGUUUUUUGCACUUCAAGUAAACGACAAUAUGAUUGUUUAUGUAGUGAAAAUAAUUUAUGUUUUAGUUGUUACGCCCACCCAUUUUUUCUCCGGAUUGAAGCAGUUGUGCGCUUUUUCUCUGAUAAUGCGUAUGUAGUUACUGCCAUUACUGGUGAGCCACUCUUUUCUGCCACACGACAAGCCACACGAUUAAUGCAGCGCAAUACUUCAGUCUCCUCCAUAACUUUUCCAGUUAAAUUUUUUUUUCUGGCUGUCAAAGCAGUCAUAAUACUUUCUUCAACGUUGCUGGGUGUGAUGUGGUUGCUUUUAACAGUGGAGAAUAUAGAAGGAUCGCAGACUACUAUAAUUGUCACCGCUGUGUUUAUAGCUUUGGUUUCGUACUUUAUCAUCUCUCUCUUUGUUGAUUUAUUUGUUGCGAGUAUGGAUACUAUUCUUCUUUGUUUCUGUUACGAUCAGAUGGCAAAUGAUGGGAUAGAUUUACCUUUCUUUAGUUGGAACACCUUGAGGGAACUUAUAGUAGCUUUAUCAUCAACACCCCCCAACCGAUGGACGAUUGGGGAGUAUCUCAUACAAAAUGACGGUUGCGUUACCACUCUGAGAUAA
Trypanosoma theileri is the source of this 1899-nucleotide messenger RNA. RefSeq names its product choline transporter-like protein. Gene Ontology annotation, biological process: transmembrane transport. Gene Ontology annotation, molecular function: transmembrane transporter activity. The record is from RefSeq and is a predicted model, not a curated record. The transcript has a single exon. Gene Ontology annotation, cellular component: membrane. The coding region runs from base 1 to 1899 and encodes 632 amino acids. Lineage: Eukaryota; Euglenozoa; Kinetoplastea; Trypanosomatida; Trypanosomatidae.